GUGAAAUCGAAACUGUCAAAGUGAAAAUGCCACUGUGUUAUUUUUGCGUACCGCAGAAAAUUAAGCUCUAAUUUUCUUUGAUUUUUCUGUAUUAUCGUUCAAAAAUCAGGGUACAGUGCCAGAAAAGUUUGAAAUAAUGUACGCUUAAACGAUUGAUAGUGAAAUUUUCCCGUCGGAAAGGUUUUCCACGUUGAAAAAGACAUUUUAGUUCGAUAGUGAGUAGUGCUGUAGAAGUGUAGGGGGCGUCACAUUCAUCCUUCGUAUUUUUUUUUUCGUCGUGAGUUCGAAGUGAUAUCAGAGCUAUGGCUCCACAACCAUUGGAACAGGGAGGAGCUAUUACCAGCUUUAUCCCAACCGGACAGGAGAUGGCACAACGGCAAAAUCUGAUUCCGCUGGGAAGGCUGAUUGAUUUUAUAAUUCAGCGGACGUACCAUGAACUAACGGUACUAGCAGAGCUUUUGCCUCGUAAGACGGAUAUGGAGCGUAAGAUUGAAAUCUACAACUUCUCCGCCAGCACCCGGCAGUUGUUUAUCCGUUUGCUUGCCCUGGUCAAGUGGGCCAACUCGGCAUCGAAAGUAGAUAAAUCAGCAAAAAUUAUGGGGUUUCUGGACAAGCAAUCGCUUCUGUUUAUCGACACAGCCGAUAUGAUGUCGAGAAUGGCUCGCGAAACACUGGUCAGUGCUAGACUUCCCAAUUUCCACAUCCCAGCUGCGGUAGAAAUAUUAACUUCCGGUUCGUACUCACGAUUGCCAUCGAUCAUCCGAGAACGAAUCGUUCCACCGGAUCCGAUUACUCCGUUGGAAAAACGUCAAACGUUGCAACGUUUGAAUCAAGUCAUACAACACCGGCUGGUGACUGGGAAUUUGUUGCCGCAGUUGAGAAAGUUUAAAAUUGAAAAUGGAAGAGUUACUUUCAAGGUCGAUCAUGAGUUCGAAGUUUCGCUAACCGUUAUGGGAGACGGGCCGAAUAUUCCGUGGCGCUUGCUCGAUAUUGAUAUUUUGGUUGAAGAUAAGGAAACUGGAGAUGGGAAAGCAUUGGUGCAUACGCUGCAGGUUAAUUACAUUCAUCAGUUGAUUCAGGGUCGUAUAGUGGACAGCCCGGAUGCAUUGGCCGAAGUUUAUAACUGCUUGCAUUACUUCUGUCAGUCGCUACAGCUGGAGGUUCUUUAUACACAAACGCUUCGUUUGAUGCGUGAUCGUUUGGAUGACAAUAUUCACGUUGACGAGUAUAUUCCCGGUACGAAAUUGACCGUUUCCUAUUGGCGUGAGCUAACCAAUAAGGAUCCCAAAUCCGAACUCGGUUAUCGUCUGAUGAUUCAAACCGACCAAAGUGAUUCUGCUAAACAGUUGGCAAUUCUGCAUGUACCAUCGAUCGGAAACAAAGAAGCUGAUAUUGCGGACCGUGCCGUACGUUCCGAUUUGCUAUCGAUGGAACGUUUGCUUGUUCAUACCGUUUACGUACGAUCUCUAGCCCGUUUGAGCGAUCUGAAAGCCGAGCUUCAACUAUUUCUCAAAGAUGUCGACUACAGCAUUCAAGGAACGCCGGCCAUGCUGACGGUUCCGGUGCUGAAUCCGUGCCUUCGGGCAGAACAAAUUUAUAUCACCGUAGAUACGCAUACCGGAAUGUUACGCUGUCAUGUUCCGAAGCAUCUGGAUUGUCCAAUAAUGCCGGAAAUGCAGCAAUCUCUGAACAACGACAGGAGCAAGCUACAGCAUCUGAUAUCGGAACUGCGCUACUGGAUCACCCAGAGACGCUGUGAGAAAACUUUACAACACUUACCGGCCACCACACAGGAACGGUUACCGUUGGUUUUCCCGCCCAAUCAUCCCAUCGAGAGGGUCGGACCCCACAAAGUUUACAUUCAGCUGUAUCGGCAUUCGAAUGUUAUUUUGAUCGUUCAACUAAAGGAACGGGACAAUUGCCCGAACGAAAUGACGUACACCUUCUUUUUGGUGCUAGUCAAACCUUCUUCGGUCGAGGAUAGUCAGUCGCAAGAUUCCGACCACCCGACCGGCGGUGGAAGCUCAGUUAGCCUGUCCGGACCGGGAUCGGUUCCACCUGGUGGUCCGCCAAGUGUGUCAAGUUCAACCGCAGGGGGUACAGGCCAGAGCUCCUCUUCGGCAGCAGCCAAUGCGGAGAAUGAUGGAAUUCCAAAAAUGUACCUCAGAGUUGAAUCACUUAUUGAAUUCGAUACCUUCGUGGCUACCCAUGGCCCUGGAACAUACGUUGAUGAGCAAGCGGGUUGUAUGAAACGGAAGCUGUCGGGUGUCGAGGGACCCGUUUCCAAACAGCAGAAAGUCAUUUAUCCAGCCUAUUUCAUACCGGAAUUAGCACAUGUGGUCGCAAUGUGCGACGAGAAGCUUCCUUUUGUUGCACUGGCAAAAGAACUUACACGUCGAAGGAUUCCGCAUGGCGGUCUUCAGGUCGAGGCCAAUGCUACGUCGCUGGUGUUGAAGCUAUUGACUUUGCCACAACCGAAACCGCCACUAGUACCGUUUUCCAACGUUGUAGUAAACUCUCAGAGUAGUCAAGAUCAGAAACCUCCUGAACCAAAGGUGGUUAGCGUACCAAAAAUUGAAAAAGAUGUUUGGAAUGCAUUGCUCAGAAGAUUACUAUCGGUCUCCGUUCGUGCUCAAAUCAACAAAGGUAAUCAGACACGAUUGUGGACAACAGAGCUGGUGUUCUACGGUACACCGCUGCCGAGCACUCAUCACAAAGAGCAAGGGAUGAGACGUGCGGUGUACUUGCAAUACGAUAUGCUUCCGGUUGAUGCCGUCGAUAGGAUUGUGGAUAUGAUUCUGAACGAUUGGUCGAAGAUCGUUUACCUGUACACUUUGGUUCAUGACUUCCGCGAACAGAUCAAGAGCGAUAAAUAUAGCUUACAUAACAUUGUCACCAUAAAAUCGUACAGCUAUACAAGUCUCUUACUGGCAUAUGGACCGAACAAGGAGGUGAACGUUAAUAUCUAUUGGGACAUUGAAGCGAAGGAGUUCAAAAUGGUUUUCACUGGUGGUAAUAGCGCCAUAAACGCACACUCGAUGAUGCGAGAUCAGUUGCAAGCUCAUCUGAAUCAUAACUACGACCUAGCACAGGUUGUUCAUCUACUGCACGAAACCUACCAACCUCUAAGCUCCAUCGCCAAACUACCAAUCAUACCGCAUUUGGCGAUUCUUCAGUCUCCCAAAAUUCCCGUAUUGUCAUUCUGCAUUAUACCUCAAUCGCCAACUCUACUGAGGAUAUCAUUUCAAGGAGUAUACUGUCUGGAGAUUCGUUUCCGUGGCAGUGGUCUUUGUUCGAUUCGCGACGGAGCCUACAGCCGAUUCGAUCGCAGCCACGUCGUUGAAGAAUUUACUCCUACCCAAGGUUUGAAGGGAUUUCUUUCAAAAUACGUCGAUGAAUCAGCUGUCUACCGCAGGCGUUCACAGUCCGAAGACGAUAAUCCACCAUCUCCGAUUACGAUGGAGGAUCCACACGGUGGACCGGCUUCAGUCGGAUCAACGUUUCUUGGUGGAGGUGGUAUGCGAGGUCCUCAAAGUCCUCGCGAUCCAGGUCUUCGUUUUGCGGCACCUCUGACUCCUCCGUCCGGUUCGAAUCCACAUACACCGGCUUCUCCGCACCCGCAAGGAAUGGGAGGAAGUCAAAGCCAUCCGAAUUUCAAUAUGACAUCUCCUCCAGCUCCCCAUAUGCCCCAUCCUUCACCAAGCGGAGGCCUUAUGCCAUCAUCACCGUUAAAUCCGCAGCCAAGUCCAAUGGCGGCUCAUUCUCCCGGUCCCUCCAAUAUGCCCUACAUGCAGCAACACACCGACGGAAGCCCUUUCGCGGCUCUAUCUCCAGCCGCAUCCAAUUGGCCCGGUUCACCUGGUAUGCCACGGCCAUCGCCACGACCCGGUCAAAGUCCUGAUCAUAAAGCACAGACAUCUCAUCACAACACCUCACGAGUUCUACCGGCUCGCUCAUGGGCUGGUGCUAUUCCAACUCUGCUUACCCACGAAGCUUUGGACACGUUAUGCCGAGCAACCAUUCAUCCGCAGAAGGAAAUCCCUGGUCCGGAGCUAAGCCCACUGGAACGAUUCCUCGGUUCGGUAUUCAUGCGUCGACAGCUGCAACGAAUCAUUCAUCAAGAAGAAAACCUCACCGCAAUCACGUCCAACGAACCCGGGGUGGUCCUAUUCAAAGCGGACAAUCUACAGUACCAAGUAUUUUUGAACCCGAACCACAUGCAGUCGUUGCACAUGAAAAUAACCCAAACCCCGAUGGGUCCCACAAUGGACGGCAAACCACCGUAUCAGUGGGCUGCCGAAGAUCUGCAAAUCCUCGAACAAUUCUUCGAUCAACGUGUGGCCGCUCCACCCUACCGCCCAGCUGUCGUUACCAGCUUCACCCGUAUGCUGAAUCUACCCUCGCAGGUGAUGAAAGAUUUCAUUCAAAUCAUGCGACUAGAUCUACUUCCGGAACUCGGUCAGGGUAACAAGUGGAAUGUGCAAUUCAUCCUACGUAUGCCACCGUCAGCAACGCCUAUCGUCCCCGUCGGAACUACCACCAUCCUAUCACAUCGGCAGAAGAUACUCUUCUUCAUCCAAAUUACUAGGGUGCCUUAUCUGCCGAACAUGGAGUGGAAGGACUCAGUCAAUAUGCUUCUACCGAUGGUGUACGACAUGACGGUUAACCAUACCCAACUGGCGGAACGACGCGAGCAAGUUACCCCGCAGCUAACCAGUGCCGUCAGUGCACAUCUUCGCCGGUUUGUUGAGUGCACCGUUCUCCAACAGGGUGAAUGUUCGCUCUUUCCCGCUGUUCGAGAUCUGCUGAUGAAUUUGACCCUUCCAAACGAACAACCGCCCCCGGGACAGAUGCCAAAUCAGAUUGGACCGAUGGGUGGCAUGCAGCCGGUUCCAGGUCAAAUGGUCGGACAAAUAGCACCUUCCCCGGUUGGCGCUCAAGUUGGAUCCAGUCCGAAUCCGAUGAUGCAUUCACCAAUGCAGAUGGGAGCUGCCGGACAGCAACCGAACUAUGGUGGGAUGGUUGGUGGAGGCGGUGCGCAACCAGGUGGUCCAGGAGGACCCGGAGCUGGAGGGCCUAACUGAGAAUCGCUGCGAGAGUGGUUCGAGAAAAGAAGGCGUAAGCUUUGAUUACCACAAAAUGGUACUUUCUGCGGUGGGAAAGUGAAAUAUGGAUAUCAAAUUUUGGCAUCUGGAGCAAAUUUUAUUAAUAAGUGUAACAAUAAACUUUUCAUGAUAUUAAA
Molecule: messenger RNA, 5242 nt
Organism: Topomyia yanbarensis
Lineage: Eukaryota; Metazoa; Arthropoda; Insecta; Diptera; Culicidae
Gene: MED14
Product: mediator of RNA polymerase II transcription subunit 14
Exons: 6
Coding region: 303-5084 (1593 amino acids)
Biological process (GO): regulation of transcription by RNA polymerase II
Cellular component (GO): mediator complex; core mediator complex
Molecular function (GO): transcription coregulator activity
Source: RefSeq, a predicted model, not a curated record